UCUUCGCCGGCAUGGAGCUGGUAACGUUCGCGUUGGCCUACUUCGCUGCCAAGCGGCUUUCACUGCUCACCGCCUUUCUCUGCUGGAGACCAGAGGAGCUAUCCACACUAUGUCGUAAUGCGCAACGCCAAGGCAUGCGAAUAAGCGUAGCCGACUGGGAGCAACUUCCGGCUCUUGAGCCCUACGGGACUCAACGGGAAGGCAUGCUGCUGGACGUGACCUGUCCCGGCGCCCCGCUCGUUCUAGAAAAGGCAUCUUUAACCCGUGCCUUCAACCUCCGCCACACCUGGCUAUUGUUGCACGACGCGCCGUUCAACGCAUCCCUGAUGGAGGCUACCCUGGACUCGACACUAGUGCUACCAGACGCCGACGUCGCCUGGGCGACCAACAAUCAGCUUCUGGAUGUAUAUCGGAUCAAGCACGACCAAGCGCUGAUUACUAUGCCGUUGGGGGACGAUGCGGCACGUGUAGCACUCCCGGCUGCGCCAACUAGGCGGCGAGACCUUAACAACGUGUACUUGAGGAGUUCUACUAUAAUAUCUCAGCCGCAAUUCUUCAAGGGUUGGAAUGACCUGACAGUGCGACAAAUUGACACCUUCCCCAAACUUACGUGGCCGCUCAUGCAUCUGCUGGCAGACGACCUACACUUCAGGUACAACUUAAUACAAGUGGACUUGUAUGGCGAGAACCGGAACGGCUCCUUCGACGGCCUGGCGGGGCAGCUGCAGCGGCAGGAGAUCGAAGUUGGCAUCACUUCCAUGUUCCUCCGGGCCGAUCGAAUGCAAGUUCUGCAUUUCUGCUCCGAGACCGUUGAGCUCAGGGGAGCUUUCAUGUUUCGGCAGCCGUCGAAAUCGUCAGUCUCCAAUGUGUUUCUCCUGCCGUUCAGCCGCGGAGUGUGGAUAGCGACGGCACUCACGCUGGUGCUAGCUGCAGCAACGCUGGCGCUGCUGGCGCGGCGGCAGCAGCUGCGAGCGGUCGAUGCAUCGUUGAAACAGCUCUCGAUAGGGGAGGCUGUCAUCUUUACCGUCGGCACCGCGUGCCAGCAAGGGUUCCACAUUGUGCCUGAACUGGCUUCAGCGCGCGUUGUGAUGUUCUGCGCCCUGAUGACGGCCCUGUUCGCGUUCACAGCGUACUCUGCCAAGAUCGUGGCUAUCCUGCAGACGCCCAGUGAUGCCAUCCGCACCAUCGAUGACCUCACGAACUCCCCUAUGACCAUGGGAGUCCAGGAGACCACGUACAAGAGGGUUUAUUUUGCUGAAAGCACACAGCCGGCGACACAGAGGCUGUACCGGCACAAGUUGUUGCCGCUCGGCGACCGAGCGUACCUCAGCGUUGUGGACGGCGUAGCGGCCAUGCGUACAGGCCUCUUCGCUUUCCAGGUGGAAGAGCCAUCCGGCUACGAUAUCAUCAGCAAAACGUUCACAGAACGCGAAAAGUGCGGCCUCAAGCAGAUCCAGGCCUUCAAGUUACCCAUGGUGGCCGUGCCCAUACGGAAACAUUCCGGCUAUAAGGAACUCUUCGCCACCAGGUUACGAUGGCAACGCGAGACGGGGCUGAUGGACCGCACGCGACGCAUUUGGCUGGCGAGCAAGCCCCGCUGCGACGCCAACUCGGGCGGCUUCGUGAGCGUCGGCAUCAUUGACAUCUUGCCUGCUCUGCAUGUGCUGGCUGCAGGGAUGGCAGCUUCGGUGUUGUUUCUGGUCCUCGAGCGCAGCAUGACCCGUCUUAAGUGCUGUGGACGUCCGCGGCACCUGACGCCCUACGUGGAAUAG
This is a messenger RNA of Cydia amplana, 1772 nucleotides long. Its product is annotated as glutamate receptor ionotropic, delta-1-like. Gene Ontology annotation, molecular function: ligand-gated monoatomic ion channel activity. The record is from RefSeq and is a predicted model, not a curated record. The transcript is spliced from 12 exons. Gene Ontology annotation, cellular component: membrane. Lineage: Eukaryota; Metazoa; Arthropoda; Insecta; Lepidoptera; Tortricidae. Bases 12 to 1772 code for a protein of 586 amino acids.